Dufourea novaeangliae is the source of this 1074-nucleotide messenger RNA. It is a transcript of the gene Nse4, whose product is annotated as non-structural maintenance of chromosomes element 4 homolog A-like. The transcript has 8 exons. The coding region runs from base 63 to 971 and encodes 302 amino acids. Gene Ontology annotation, cellular component: nucleus; Smc5-Smc6 complex. The record is from RefSeq and is a predicted model, not a curated record. Gene Ontology annotation, biological process: DNA repair. Lineage: Eukaryota; Metazoa; Arthropoda; Insecta; Hymenoptera; Halictidae.
UUAAGCUACAAAAAAACAUCAAGAAACAAUUAAACGAUAAUUAUAAUGAGGAAAAAGUCAAAAUGUCUAACAAUAAUACCAGUUCAAGUAGAACCUCGAUUUUACGAUCUCCACAAGAGCGCAAGGAAAUUUUGAGGAAAAUGAUAACCAGAGCAGAAUCUCUUCAAGAGAUAGUCGAUGAUAAUACAAUAGUAACUCUGGAAACAUACAUGGAAGAAGCUGAUACCAUAAACUCUCAAACAACACUAGAAGAAAAAAUACAUAAUCAGGAGGAAACAUUAAUGGAUUCGGAAAUGAUGAAUAUAUCUUCUAAAGUUCUGAAACAAUGUACUCGUAGUCUAACAAGGUAUAUGUGUUCUUAUGAUACAGCCGAAUUUGCCCAAAAAGUGGUACAACAUGUAAAGCAACUUCCAAAUUUCGAGUCAGAAACACCAGACUGGUCACUUCUAGAAAACCAAGUGACAAAAUGUUUUAAAACAACACCUGACUACAGCACAUUAUUAGGUACUUUGGCACCUUUAGAAAAGAAGGAAAUUAAUAGAAGGAAACCAUUGGUUAGAGAAGCUCAGGCACAGAUAAGAAGGCCUGAAAAUGUUGUAGCUGUUGAUAAAGAGGAGGAAGGUUUAGAACAGACUGUGAAAAUGAAAGAGUUUAUUACGCGAUAUUAUAAAACCCAUCGUAAACCUCUCGAUUUCUUUCAACUGAUUUUGCACCCUAGCGACUUUGGAAAAACUAUUGAAAAUAUUUUGCAAACGUCUUUUCUGGCCAGAGAUGGAAAAAUAAAAAUAACUAAAAACAGCUCUGGAAUCCUAGUUGUUCAACCGUCUACGAAAGAGAUGAUGGCUCAAACGAACGCAGGAAAGAAUCCAAACAUUCAGAACGUUGUCUACCUAAAUAUGGAGCAAUGGAGGAUGCUGAAAGAUACUUAUCGGUUAGAGAAACCUAUGAUUGAUUUUGAUAACAGAUCGUGACAUUUGAUUCGACUAUCAUUUGUAACAAAAGUGAACAGUAUUUUAUACCCCACGAUAUGCAAUUUUUGAAAAUCGUAAAUUAUUCUGACAAUGAGUAAAAUGA